AUGGCCAGCAACUCCAGUGCUCUGCCCCGGGUGACCUUCCAGACGCCAGAGAAACCUGGGGAGGAAUCAUCACACAGGAAACUGGGCAAGUUGACCAUAAAGUACAACCGCAAAGACCUACAGCGCUGGCUAGACCUGGAGGAAUGGAUCAAUGCCCAGCUGCAGGAGCUGUACCAAUGCCGGCUAAGGGAGGAAACAGAGGCAGCAGCUCCUGAACCACAAAUUGAUCUUGAAGAUCUCCUGGAGGUCCCUAAUGAAGAACAGAAAUUAAAACUACAGGAAAUCCUCCAUGAAUGCUCCAGCCCCACAGAGGACUUCAUUACGGAAUUGCUUAGUCGAUUGAGAGGUCUCCGGAGAGUCACCAAUCCUCAGAAGAAAUGACCUUGCUCACAUGGAACACCCAGCUUUGGUUACAAGGAAA
This is a messenger RNA of Corvus hawaiiensis (hawaiian crow), 421 nucleotides long. RefSeq names its product protein phosphatase 1 regulatory inhibitor subunit 14D (gene PPP1R14D). Gene Ontology annotation, molecular function: protein serine/threonine phosphatase inhibitor activity. Gene Ontology annotation, cellular component: cytoplasm. Lineage: Eukaryota; Metazoa; Chordata; Aves; Passeriformes; Corvidae. The record is from RefSeq and is a predicted model, not a curated record. The coding region runs from base 1 to 381 and encodes 126 amino acids. The transcript is spliced from 4 exons. Gene Ontology annotation, biological process: regulation of phosphorylation.